UGAAACGUGCAGAGAAGAUGACACACUGUGGAUUUUUCCUCCCCUAAACAUGCAGCGUCAUGAACUCCAGCAAGCGCACAGACAGUGUGAACGAGGCCGUGAUGAAGAACUUCAUCGUCUUCAUCUUCAGUGUCGGCAUCAACUGCAUCAACGGAGCCUUUGUUUACAUCUAUUUCAAGAGUGAGGUCUUCAGGCGAGAGCCCAGGUACGUGCUCUUCGUCCACCUGGUGAUCAAUGACAUGAUCCUGCUGACGCUGUCUGUGAUGCUGCAGAUUCUGACCUACACCACCACCAUCUCUGUAGCUCCCUGCUGCCUCAUACUGGUCAUCUUGAUCACCACCGCCAAGAACAGCCCUCUGAACCUGGCCGGCAUGGCAGUUGAGCGUUACAUUGCCAUUUGCCGACCUCUUCACCACGUUCAGAUUUGCACGGUGCGGCGAGCCUACACUCUGAUCGCACUGAUCUGGGGCGGGUCCCUCAUGUUGGCCCUCGCAGACCUCGUCAUCCUCUUUGCAACGCAGCCUCUCUUUCUCUUCUCAAGAAAACUCCUCUGUCAUAAAAUGUCAAUCUUCAACACUCCGUACCACAAGACUCUCUCUGAGGUUGUUCAGGUCCUUCUAUUUUCCUUUGUCUCCCUGACUUUGAUUGUCACAUACCUGAAAGUCUUCCUUGUGUCCCGCGCCGCUUCCAGAGCCGCCAAGGCCUCGGCCAGAAAUGCCUGCAACACCAUCCUGCUGCACGGCAUUCAGCUCUUCAUCUGCAUGUUUUCAUACCUCUCUCCGUACAUCAUCCUGGCUCUAAUCACCGCUUGCCCUCGCAACCGAACCACCAUCCUCACCGUCACCUUUCUGUUCUUCAAUGUGCUUCCACGUCUGCUCAGUCCGCUCAUCUAUGGCAUCAGAGACAAGAAGUUCAGCAGCCAAAUCAGGCAGCACUUAUUCCAAUGCUGCAACGUCGUAGAGAUGAAGAAAUGCUCCAGUAACACUGUGUCGUGAGUUCUGCAGGUUUUAGUCCAUGAUCUACAAACUGACAACAGAAAUGACCAGACAACAGUCUUCAACAAUGAAAAAUGUGUAGUAUUUAAGAUAUUUUUUUUGUCCAACCUGCUUUGUUGACAGACUGAGAAAGAAAAGA
Molecule: messenger RNA, 1134 nt
Organism: Solea solea (common sole)
Lineage: Eukaryota; Metazoa; Chordata; Actinopteri; Pleuronectiformes; Soleidae
Product: odorant receptor 131-2-like
Exons: 4
Coding region: 60-995 (311 amino acids)
Biological process (GO): G protein-coupled receptor signaling pathway
Cellular component (GO): membrane
Molecular function (GO): G protein-coupled receptor activity
Source: RefSeq, a predicted model, not a curated record